AUGACAAGAUUUCAAGAGAAUAGAAAGAAGGCAGAGAAAUUUAGAAGUCAUGGAAGCGUAUGUCCGAAUCCAAGACGGAGGUUGGACAAAGAAGUUAGUCAAUCACGAAAGUGGGUUGCACGACAAGCAAGAGAAUUUGAAUUUGAGGCCUCGUGUUACUCGCACAAAUUUUCAGUUGACCUUGCUAGUAAGAGUUGUACUUGUAGAUGGUGGGAUUUAACUGGAAUACCUUGCAGGCAUGCAGUUAGUUCAAUUUAUGCAAAAAGAAAAGACCCUCAUGAUUAUAUUCAUCCCUACUUGAAGAUAGAUGCUUAUGUUGAGUGUUACUCUCCCGUGGUGAAGCCAAUUAAUGGACAAGAAAUGUGGGAAGUAACAAAUAAGGAGGAGAUGGACCCUCCGUCCUAUCAUAGAAGACCAGGAAGACCUCCAAAAUUAAGAAAAAGAGCACCUGAUGAGCCUUUCCAACCUAAUAAGAUUCGAAGGACAUCCUCAAGACUUCGUUGUUCUUACUGUAAAAACUAUGGGCAUAAUAGAAGAACAUGCAGUGCCAGUAGAAGUUCACAACAAGAGUCUACCAGUACAACACCUCCAUCACAACCCUAA
Molecule: messenger RNA, 603 nt
Organism: Neltuma alba
Lineage: Eukaryota; Viridiplantae; Streptophyta; Magnoliopsida; Fabales; Fabaceae
Exons: 2
Coding region: 1-603 (200 amino acids)
Molecular function (GO): zinc ion binding
Source: RefSeq, a predicted model, not a curated record